AUGAAGACAGUCAGGGACCGACUGGCUGAUUUCCAGAUGGUGAUGAUGGAGAAACCGUUGCCAGGUGGGAAGGAGGAGGCGACCACUGGGAGCAUAGCGAAGACGCACGCCAAUCUCAGAUUCAAUGCCGAAAUUGUGAGACCUUUGCUGGUGAUGAUGAAAGAUCACAGGGACAAGACCCCUUGCAAGGAGACAUUGGCGAAAGAGCUGCAAUCUUGCUUCCAAAACUGUCGCCUGAACCCAGAUUCUACGAAGCUGUCAGAUGAGGACCCUGUCUUUCGAGACCUGCUCUCGGCUUGGGGUGUGGAUCUGAAAGAUUGGAAGCAGUGCAAGGCCUCUGGUGCAUCACCAGCUUCUUCCCCGGGUGAAGUUGGUCCUGCACCUGCACCAUCGCCCAGUGCAAGCAGUGCUUCUUCCAAGGACAGGGACCCAACGCCCAAGUGCACCGCAGCGAAGGCAGCUCCGAAGAUGGCUCCAAAGGUCGCUCCAAAGGAGGCUCCUCCAUCACCUCCAAAGCGCCCACAGCCAGACCCUCCGCGUGGCAUCCCAGCUUCGCAGGCGAGCCUCAUUGCUCUUGCAGUUCGCAGGCAGCACCUGGCAGAAGUGUCUCUUGCUGCCCUGGAGGACCAAAAAGUUGCCUACAUUGAGACAAAGGAAAAGACGCCCAGCAUGGAGAUGAAGAACGAACAGCCCAAAAUGGAGACGAAGGAAAAGCCCAACGAUACGAUGGAAGAAGAGCCCAUCGCAGACACACAGCGCGAUGCGGAGGAGGAGGAGGAGGAGGCUGAGAGUAUCCCUGCUGAUACCAGUAAGGGAAAUGAAGUGAACAAACCUAAUGAAGUGAACAAACCUGAUGAUGGGCUCUCCAAGUCGAUGGAUUUGCUCGCCCAAGUGAAUGCAGAUCUCCAGACUCGUGCUGCUGCCGGCCCUGCUGAUGAAGAUCUUCGCAGAGCCCAGCUGCAGAUGAGGGCAAGCGAGAAGGAAAAGCAGGAGGAGGAAAGAGAACAACAGAAAGCGAAGAAAGCAGAAAAGGCAGAAAAGAUACCAAAGGCAAAGGGGCGUCCUCGAAAGAUACCAGGUGAGCCUGUGCCCAAAAAGCAAAGGAAAAGUAAGGCUGCACAGGCUACGGCAGAGGAGAACCCAGGAGAAGAAGCAAUGGAUGAUGCUGAGCAUGAUGAUGAGGUUGAGCCCAAUGAGGUGAAGGCGAAGGCGAAGGCCGAUGCCAAGAGACCCCCUAGGCCGCGAAGAAAGGAAGCUUCGCCUGCGACUGACCCCAAGAUGGUGAAGGACAUGGUGGAUCUGAUGAUCAAAUACAAGGAUGUCCCCUACGACAAGGACAAUGAGACCUACCACAAGGUCUACACCAAGGGCAAAUCACCUGUGUGGGUGAGCAUCUACUUUGGCCGCCCAGCUGGAGGAGUGAAGAUCCAGGAAGGAGAAAAGGAGAGCCAGAAAUUUUACUUUAGCUAUUUGCAUUCAACCGUGGCAGUUCACAUCUACAUGUGCAACUCGAUGUGCGAGAAGUUCUUCGAGAUGGCUGCCAACAAGGUGGAAGCAUGGUGGGACAGGGAGGAUGCUAUGCAUCACUUUCGCCAGUUGAUCGUGUCCGGAGGCGCAGCCCAGAAGAUCUUUGAGGAGAAGUUCAACAAAGGUGGAUGA
Cladocopium goreaui is the source of this 1659-nucleotide messenger RNA. Lineage: Eukaryota; Dinophyceae; Suessiales; Symbiodiniaceae. The record is from the annotation of a GenBank genome assembly.